Messenger RNA from Girardinichthys multiradiatus, 5031 nucleotides. RefSeq names its product pellino E3 ubiquitin protein ligase 1b (gene peli1b). Lineage: Eukaryota; Metazoa; Chordata; Actinopteri; Cyprinodontiformes; Goodeidae. The record is from RefSeq and is a predicted model, not a curated record. Gene Ontology annotation, molecular function: ubiquitin protein ligase activity; protein binding. Gene Ontology annotation, biological process: regulation of Toll signaling pathway; protein K48-linked ubiquitination. The transcript is spliced from 7 exons. The coding region runs from base 454 to 1734 and encodes 426 amino acids.
ACGUUGAGAUGCUCACAACAAAGGACAGCGCAACACGGAGAGGCUGCUCUCUAACAUAACGCACCGUGCCCACAAAUUUCUUUAAAGGUUCACUCAUUUUACUGUAAAGAGAGACCAACAAAUAAAAUCCCCCAUUGUCUUCCGCUAUUUUUUAAUUACGUGGUUAAAUAUCUGGUUUACGAGCUCAGACGCGGAGAAAUUAAUGAGAAAUUUCCUUCGGAGCACCAAUAGACAUUGAGAAAGGACUUCAUCACCCGUAUCGCAGGCAGGAUAAGCGGUGCUGCGACAUACGAACACAUGGAGCAUGAAAGGCUGGAGCUAAGGCUCAGCUGACCCCGCUCCCCUUCCAUCUCCUCUCCCCUUGCUCCAGUUGAUCAGCAUCUCCCCCUUUCUCCCCCUUUUCCUCCUUACCCCUUCCUGCCUCUUCCUGCAAGCCUCAGUAAGCAGGGUCCAAUGUAUUCGCCGGAGCAGGAAAACAUCUCCACAACCUCGUCCACCAAAGUGCCAGUGAAGUACGGGGAGCUCAUUGUGUUGGGAUACAAUGGUUCUCUGCCCAAUGGGGACCGAGGCCGACGCAAAAGUCGCUUCGCACUUUACAAGAGGCCGAAGGCGAACGGGGUGAAGCCCAGCACAGUUCACGUCGCCUGCUCUCCACAAGCAGCCAAGGCCAUAAGCAACAAAGACCAGCACAGCAUCUCUUACACUCUGUCUCGGGCCCAGACUGUGGUGGUGGAGUACACUUACGACAGCAAUACUGAUAUGUUCCAGAUUGGCCGCUCCACGGAGAGUCCGAUAGACUUCGUGGUGACGGACACGGUGGCCGGCAGCCAGAGUAACUCGGACACGCAGUCGGUCCAGAGCACCAUCUCCCGCUUCGCCUGCCGCAUCAUGUGCCAGCGCACGCCGCCUUACACCGCUCGCAUCUACGCCGCCGGCUUCGACUCCUCCAAGAACAUCUUCCUGGGGGAGAAAGCUGCAAAGUGGAAGACAUGCGACGGUCAGAUGGACGGGCUGACCACCAACGGCGUGCUGGUGAUGCACCCUCGCAACGGCUUCACGCAGGACUCCAAGCCGGGCGUCUGGAGGGAGAUCUCAGUCUGUGGAAAUGUCUUCACCUUGCGAGAGACCCGCUCGGCGCAGCAGCGGGGGAAGAUGGUGGAGACUGAAACUCAGGAGCUCGUUGACGGCUCGCUCAUUGACCUAUGCGGUGCGACUCUGCUGUGGCGCACGGCCGAGGGCCUGUCACACACCCCCACCCUCAAACACCUGGAGGCGCUGCGACAGGAGAUCAACGCAGCCCGGCCACAGUGCCCCGUGGGUUUCAACACGCUGGCCUUCCCCUCCAUGCGCCGGAAGGACACCCCUGACGAGAAGCAGCCCUGGGUCUACCUGCAGUGCGGCCACGUGCACGGCUACCACAACUGGGGGAACCACCGCGAGGAGAGAGAGGGCCGGGAGGGCCGUCUGAGGGAGUGCCCCAUGUGCCGGGCCAAGGGCCCCUACGUGCCGCUGUGGCUGGGCUGCGAGGCGGGCUUCUACGUGGACGCGGCUCCACCCACGCACGCCUUCAACCCCUGUGGACACGUCUGCUCGGAGAAGACAGCGGCCUUCUGGAGCCAAAUCCCGCUCCCGCACGGCACCCACACCUUCCACGCCGCCUGCCCGUUCUGCGCCCAGCAGCUGAGCGGCGAGCAGGGCUACAUCAGACUCAUCUUCCAGGGACCCCUUGACUAGCGAGGGGGAACUCCUCAGCAUGCUUCGGAGGAGGCGGGAUGUUUUUCUCUUUGGAUUUUUUACCUCUGUCUCCUUUUUAAGUGACCUUUGUAUUGCUUUUUCAUGAAUGACAAACAGAUUUCUAUAUUUACAUGAAACCAGAGACACAAAAAAACCAAACGAAGAACACUGCUGGGUAAACUUUGUUUCACGGAGAGAACUUUCAACAGUAUUUAUCUAAAUUCCUGACAAGCCGUAGGGCAAACCUGCGGUUUUUAUUCAUGUAUUUGUUGCAAUACACGUGUGCGUCUCUCAGAGCUUAUUUAAAGAAAUAUGUUUAUUUAUGACCCAGGACAUUGCUUCAACCAUUAUCUGUCAGAGAUCCCUAAUCUCUAAGUGAUUACCUUUGAAAGUCCAUCAUAAUGUUAAUCAGACAUGAAGUUUUAGGUGUGCUCCAACGGUUUCAUUCUGUGUUUUUUUCCUCUCUCAUUCCUUGUUCACCUGUCAAAGACGUUUGAUGUAUUUAUACAACCCAUGUCCUGGGGUUACUUUCUCUGAUGUUUCACUUUCAAAGCAAUAGAUUUGCAGCAGAAACCUCCUGAAGCAUUAAGGGAGCCUCUGAGGCGUCUUUGCCAAUUCCCUCACAGCCGCUGCCCUCCCUUUAACGAGUGAAUCUCACCUGAUCACCUGUUAGCCAUAAAAACGCAAUUAUGUAGCUGUGGACUCCCACACUAACCUGAACUGUUAUUUUUUAUUUAAUUUUAAGUAUAAAGGAGCUCUCAGGCAGGAACUCAUGGUACUGAUGUUUAACAGAUGUGGACAGCAUCUUAAUUCAGUCUGCCCGGCUGCUGGGAUGUUAGUGAAGGUCAUGAAUAUGUCAGAUUCUGAUUGGUAUUUUGAAACUUGGCACUGAGGCUAAAGAUUGCCAGGAUCUCAACAUGCUUUUGGUGCCUCCUUGAGUAAUAGUGCCCUCUGCUGGUGGCUGGAAAUGGCACCCUUUUUUUUUUUUUAAACACACAAGGGGCCCACGUGUAGGGCUCUUAGGCUUUUGAAUUAAAGCAAACUGAGGCAGAUAAAAGUAAUUUUCUCCAAUGUUAACCUUAGAGAUACACUGAUCAGGCUUUUUCUGGCUGAUUCCAUUUAGCGGUUUUCUUUGAAGUCUGACUUCCGAUUACAAAUUUGACAAACAGAUUUUUUUCCCAAGCACUAACACAGAUAAGAGGAACAACUGUACCACAAGUUGUUUGAUAGGGGGUCGUAGGUUUUGAAUCCAGUAUUAGGGAAUUAACAAGCUAAUUCCCAUUUUAAAUGCAUUAACACCCAUGUCCCUUAGCUUUAUUGGAUUUUUAGUGAACUCAAAAAGUGCAUUAAGUUCUUCCUGGUAGUUAAUUCAUUCAUAGACCAAAAAUGAUGUCUUAGUUUCAAUGCAUAAAUAGAAAAAAAAAUCUGAUUUUUCUGUAUUUAACCUGCUGAUCACCAAUUAGAGUUGAUCAAAGGAAAAGUCAUCCGAUUCCGUUAUCUGGCUCAUUUAUUGGUGCAUCUCUACUUAGACUGAAUAGUCACAGUGCAGGAGAUUUUACUUAUCUGAUACAUUGACUGUAACUGACCAAGGUACCAAGUCUUUGUAGAGACGUGUGCAGAUUUUCCAGGGCUUUGUGAUAAUGUGUGCUUUUCAGACAGCAUCUUCUUGUGAUUUUCUCUGGAGCUCUAUAGGGCACAGAAUAUCAGGGCUGCCUGUUCUUACUUUUACUUUCUUUUGACAAAAAAAUAUCUCAAAAUGUGACAAACUUUAGUAAAAAUACAACAUUAUUAUGGAAUUUCCCAAAGAGUUAGAACAGAAACAUAAUUACAUCUCUUUUAUUUAAAACACAGCAGACAAUAUUCCUGCAGCUGAUAAAGUAAUAUAUUUUGAUUAGUACAUCAAUAUACAGUAUUAGUUAUAAUAAGGUUAUUUAUUUAUUUAUUCUUUAAUUUUUGGUAGACUUAAGCAUGGAUAUAGAAUAAACCGCAAUUUAAAUUUAGUAGCGAUUUUUAAAUGCUUAUUGCAUAGAAUGUUUUGUUCUUUAUAUAGUAAGACAUGAAUAGCAAGGUUGAUAUUAUUUGGUGAAUUGGUUGGGUUGGUUGUAUUGGCAGUUAGCCUGCAGUCUGCUGCUUUACAGAUAUAACCCAUCACUCUUACCUUAAUAAGAGUGAUGGGUUAAGCACUGUGACUCUCUCUUGAUGUGUUUGCAAUUGGAAGCAAUUCCCAAGAUCUCAAUUGGUCGUUUUUAUAAGCAAGGAAAAAGUGUAAUAAUCGAGGCACAGUGUGGAGAUAUAGGCGGUGGAUGACUCUGGUCACUCAGACACUUUCUCUAGCCACUCAUUACAUGGACUUUGCACCAUAGGAAUGGUUUGAAGAAAAAUGUCAGCACUUCUGGAGCCAUAAUUUGUAUUACCUUGACAUCUGUAAUCAGCCCAUUCCUACUGCAAACCAGAAAGUUUCCAGUUUGACUAAUUUCCCCUCUUCCAGUGUACCUGAGAAGGCAUGUGUGGAUUUACCAGCAGAAGUCAUUAAGUAAGAUUUUAACAGCUGUGUCGUCACACAGUGCAAGUACAAGUAUGUCAAUAUUAGAUUGGGGAAUUCCUGUUUACAGCCUGCAGAUUGUGACUCAGCUGGACACAAGAGUGAACCGAGGCAGUCCUGAUAUGUCACUUUUUUAUAAAAAGCACAGAUUCUCCCAAACUCCCACUGCCACACACACAUUAGUGCGGCUUACAUUAGCGAGACACACACUGAAGCUGUAGAUAAAACUAAAGCGUCUCUUCUUAACUGCUCCUGCAGAUCUCCAGGUCCUGGUGAGGUCUGAACUCUCGCUGGUAAAGCCGUUGUUUUGUGUUUGUAUGUAGAAAAGAGAGAUUGUAAUUUAAUGGGUUGAUUGUAUGUGUUCAGUUUCUGUCCACGCCGUGGCUCUCCUUGUAUCCUCAGACUGCAACACACUAACUCACCUCAGGGAGAAACUGAUGACCUGUGCACACACUCACAUACCCUAUGCUACAGCCAUCUGAGGAUACAUCACAGUAAAGGCAACUGUCCUCUCCUUCACCCAGUCUAGUUUGGUCUUGUUCUGUGGACUCUGUGUGAAUAAAGGGCUUCCGUCUGUCUCUCUACUGUUAUAUCAGCCCUGUUUUGACACAAACACUCCCUGCAUCAGUUCAUCCCAACAUCCUUUACUCACACUUCUUCUUUGCCUGUCUUUGUGCUUGUAAAAGGCAAAAUCAAAGAAUGUUUGCAGCAAACACUUUUUUGUAUCACCUUUAAACAAUAAAGUGUAAAAAUGA